AUGCGCAAAGAAGACCCCCAAAAGCUCGAGGCCGACGAGGAACCCCUCAUCGACACCACAGCCGCGCUCCCUCUCCGCUCCAAACGCACGGAGCGGCGACAGAAGAAACGCCAGCUAAAAGAAACAGCCUCCAAGCAACACGCAACGCUAUAUGACCUUCCCUCAGAAAUCCUCCUCGAAAUCCUUUGUUUUUUAAAACCCAGCGCCAUUUUCCGGCUCUCGCGCACUAACCAAGCGCUGCGGACGUUUAUCCUAGAGGAAGAAGAGCGGAUUGCGCGUCAGGUGAUCGAAGUGCGGUAUAAGGUGCUAGCGCAGUGUUUCAUCGUGCCCAGGCUGCUGAACACGCUGGAUGAGGAAGCGAGGAAGGCGUUGGGGGAUGGGAAGAGACAUGGUGCUGGGACGCACAGUGUUCAUGGCCAUAAGAAGCCCUAUCAGCAUAUUGCGGUCCCGGACGCGGGGGUCGUCUGCACGUGCUUGACGUGUCUGCUGGCGUGGAAUAAUCUCUGCUUGGUCGUCGAUUUCGCGCACUGGCAGCGAAAUCUGGAUGUCGGGGAACCGAUCCCCAUGAUCCCCAGGGGCAAGUUCCCGGAAUGGAAUCAUGUGCUGGGGGAGAUUAAUAGGGGGGUGGUUGAGAAGGCGCUGUAUGGACCGCUGUAUUAUGCUGCGAUCCUGGAGGCGCAUCUCAAGUCUACGGUGGGGAGUAUUAAGAGGCAUGGGGAGAAUAAGGGGAAUAGGAGAAGGAGGUUUAGGAUGGAUGUUGGGGAUGUGAGGGCGGAGACGGAUGGGUUCUUGGAGAGGAGUGGGCCGCCGAGUCUGGAUUUCCCGUUUCAUAGGGAUAAUUAUUAUAUGCUGGAGGCGUAUCUACCGAAUAGGGGGUGGAAUAAGGAGGUGGAGGAGUGGAGGUAUAUGCCGGCGAGCCAACAUGAGAGGGAUGUGGAGUUCGUGAAGGCCUGGGCGAGGAGGAGACAGGAGGAGGCUUUGGUGGAGAUUAGGAAUGAGGAGACUGUGGUGGAGGUUGGAAAAGAGGUGUCGUAG
Molecule: messenger RNA, 1035 nt
Organism: Lachnellula hyalina
Lineage: Eukaryota; Fungi; Ascomycota; Leotiomycetes; Helotiales; Lachnaceae
Exons: 1
Coding region: 1-1035 (344 amino acids)
Molecular function (GO): protein binding
Source: RefSeq, a predicted model, not a curated record